Messenger RNA from Populus nigra (black poplar), 2034 nucleotides. RefSeq lists its product as uncharacterized. The transcript has 8 exons. Gene Ontology annotation, biological process: molybdate ion transport. Gene Ontology annotation, cellular component: membrane. Bases 321 to 1700 code for a protein of 459 amino acids. Gene Ontology annotation, molecular function: molybdate ion transmembrane transporter activity. NCBI's taxonomy places the organism in Eukaryota, Viridiplantae, Streptophyta, Magnoliopsida, Malpighiales, Salicaceae. The record is from RefSeq and is a predicted model, not a curated record.
UAAAAAUAAUUUUUUUUUAUGUAUAUAUGUGUAAUCAAGUAAAUUAAACCCGUGCUCCAUAUCACCACUACAGUGAUUAUUUAUCAAUCAAACUCUCAACCGGGUUCAGAUCCUCCGAUUCCAAUCCAGAACCAUUUGCAAAAUUCCCGGGAAAUCAUGAGCCCAUUAAAUUUCCUUCCCCGCCUCUUUUCUCCAGUCUGCAUGUAUAUUUUCUUACCUUCUCUAAUCAAUGCUUAAAACGCUCGAUUUCAAAGCUUGAUAGCGACUUCUCUUUCAAAACCUUCUCUCUCACUAUUUAGAUCCUUAAAGUAGUAACAAGAAUGUUGAUUUUUUACUUUAUGGUUUUUGGAGGCCUAGCUGCAAUGGUAGCAGCAUUGGAAUUUAGCAAAAGCAGAGAUCGAAUCAAUACAUCAUCUACUUUCAGUUCUUUUAAGAAUAAUUACCUUAUUGUUUAUUCACUCAUGAUGGCUGGGGGUUGGCUGCAAGGUCCUUAUGUGUAUUACCUAUACAGUCAGUAUGGUUUUAGAAAGGGAGAAAUCGGGCAGCUUUUUAUUGCUGGUUUUGGAUCUUCAAUGUUGUUUGGGACAAUUGUUGGAUCGUUAGCUGAACUCAGGGGUCGAAAGAGAGCAUGUAUUACUUACUGCAUAACUUACAUACUGAGUUGUGCCACCAAGCAUUCUCCUGACUACAAAAUCUUAGUGGUGGGACGUGUAUUGGGAGGCAUUGCUACUUCUUUGCUUUUUUCAGCCUUUGAGUCUUGGCUUGGUGCGGAACACUUCAAGAGGAGUUUUGAUCAACAAUGGCUAUCAGUGACAUUGUCUCAGGCAAUAUUCCUUGGCAAUGGUUUAGUUGCCAUUGUUUCUGGAUCGUUCAGGAAUGUACUUGUAGGUGCCUUGGCGUUGGGUCCUGUUGCUCCAUUUGAUGCUGCUGCAUGCUUUCUUGCCAUUGGCAUGGCCAUUAUAAUGUCAUCAUGGACUGAGAAUUAUGGAGACGCUUAUGAAAACAAGGACUUGCUCACCCAGUGCAAGGGUGCUGCUGUUGCCAUUGCUUCUGAUGAGAAAAUUGCAUUGCUGGGUGCCAUACAGUCACUAUUUGAGGGUUCAAUGCACACCUUUGUGUUCCUGUGGACUCCUGCUCUGAGCCCAAAUGGUGAAGAUAUUCCUCAUGGUUUCAUCUUUGCAACUUUCAUGAUGGCAUCUAUCUUAGGAAGUUCCAUUGCCUCUCGACUGAUGGCUCGCUCAUCUCUUAAAGUUGAAAGCUACAUGCAGAUUGUAUUUGUAAUAUCUGCUGCUGCCCUUUUCCUUCCUGUCAUAACAAGCUUCUUGUUAUUGCCUUCAGAGAAAGGUGGAGGCAUCUCUUUUUCUGGUUGUAUCCAGCUUAUUGGCUUCUGCAUUGAGGCCUGUGUAGGUAUUUUCUGGCCAUCUAUCAUGAAGAUGAGGUCCCAAUAUAUUCCUGAGGAGGCUAGAAGCACCAUCAUGAAUUUGUUCCGCAUUCCUCUCAACAUAUUUGUAUGCAUUGUGCUGUACAAUGUCAAUGUGUUCCCCAUCAUCGUCAUGUUUGGCAUGUGCUCCAUUUUCCUCUUUGUAGCAUCUCUUUCGCAGAAGCGGCUCAAGGUCAUUGCAGAGAGCCAAAAAUCAAGAUCACAAGAGUGGACAGCAAUGAAGGAGAUGGACACUGAGGCAGAGCCCUUAAAUAUCUGAUUGAAUUUAGAGGAACAAACCUCUGGAAUUUUUUAAAUUUUGUGAGCAGCCACCUUUUCUCCCUUAUAUGCAAUGGUGGAGCAGCAAGGCUGUUUUCAAUCUAAUCAAUAAAGGAGGAUCAUUAAUUAUGUCCUACAUGCAGUUGACAGUAAAGGUUUUCUGGGGUUGAGAACGCAGUUGACAGUGAAGUGAAAGAAACGUUUCUAGGCACAUAGGGUGAGAAACUUACUGCCUUGAGUUCUUUGUUAUCUACUAUUAUUGUGAACUGGUGUUCAACCACUGCUGCUAUAUCUUCUUUUUAGAUAUAAAUGCUGGAAAAUUUUUGGAGUUCCAA